AUGUCUCUCAAAGCUUCCGCAGAUCUCGAAGCUAAUCUCGACAAGGCCCAAGUGGAUAAUAUCGAGAUCGUUACAACAGACAAACCGCGGCCAAAAAAGGAUGUUCCUGCCUACGUUGCUAGUUUGUCCGCCGCGGAGCGUAUCGAGGCUGAGAAGGCCCUCGUACGCAAGAUUGAUAUUCGUUUGUUGCCGAUGCUCAUUAUCAUGUACAUUCUGAACUACUUGGACCGAAACAACAUCGCUUCUGCUCGCUUGGCUGGUCUCGAGGAGGACUUGGGUCUUGUUGGUAAUCAAUAUGCGACUUGCGUCAGUAUCCUUUUCGUCGGUUACUUGUUGAUGCAGAUUCCCUCCAAUCUGCUCUUGAACAAGAUCGGUAAACCCGCCAUUUAUUUACCUGUGUCUAUGAUUCUCUGGGGUAUAAUCUCCACUUGCACUGGUGCCGUUCGAAGCUAUGCCGACCUCGUGGCCGUUAGAUUCUUACUCGGCUUUGUAGAGGCCGCCUACUUUCCCGGUUGUCUCUACUUUCUCAGUGCGUGGUAUACUCGCAAGGAGCUGGGAUUCCGCACUGCAGCCCUCUACUCUGGUUCAUUGCUCUCGGGUGCUUUCUCUGGGUUGAUUGCCGCGGGAAUUACAAAUGGAAUGAAGGAUGUCAGAGGUCUCGGAGCCUGGCGUUGGCUGUUCAUCAUCGAGGGCGCUAUCACCAUCGUCGUCGCAUUUAUCGCUAUCUGGGUCCUUCCCAACUUCCCUCGUACCACGAAGUGGCUAUCGGAAGAGGAAAAAGAACUAGCUGCCUGGCGUCUGGAAGAAGAUAUCGGCGAAGACGACUGGGUCGACAGCGAACAUCAGUCAUUCCUCUACGGCGCCAAGCUAGCCGUCACCGACAUCAAGACAUGGAUUCUGACACUUAUGAUAAUUGGCAUCGUCUCCUCCGCCUCAGUAACAAACUUUUUCCCCACAGUCGUCCAAACCCUGCACUUUGAUAGAAUCACCACUCUACUACUAACCGCACCACCCUACUGCCUGGCCGUCUUCUCUGCUUUUACAAACGCUUGGCAUGCGGAUCGUACCGGUGAACGCUAUUUCCACAUCACUCUGCCACUCUAUGUAUCCGUUGCGGCCUUUAUCCUCGCUGCUACCACUACGGCUACUGCUCCGCGCUAUGUCGCUAUGAUGCUUAUGGUCCCAUCCUUCUACGCUUCUUACGUUGUCGCUCUUGGUUGGAUCUCGUCUACGUUGCCGCGUCCUGCUGCAAAGCGUGCUGCUGCGCUUGCCGCUAUCAAUUGUGUUAGCAAUUGUAGCAGUAUCUACGCUAGUUACAUGUAUCCGAAGAGCGACGGCCCUCGUUUCAUUCCUGCCAUGUCCGUCAACUGCGGUACUGCCGUUCUUGCUAUCCUUGCAGCAACGGCUCUGCGCUUCAUUCUCGUCCGUCUUAACAAGAAGCUUGAUCGUGGCGAGACGGUCGAGGGUGCUGUACCUAGCGAGGCUGGAACUCGUGGCUUCCGCUUCCUGGUUUAA
Penicillium taxi is the source of this 1515-nucleotide messenger RNA. RefSeq names its product putative MFS transporter. The coding region runs from base 1 to 1515 and encodes 504 amino acids. The transcript is spliced from 8 exons. The record is from RefSeq and is a predicted model, not a curated record. Lineage: Eukaryota; Fungi; Ascomycota; Eurotiomycetes; Eurotiales; Aspergillaceae. Gene Ontology annotation, molecular function: transmembrane transporter activity. Gene Ontology annotation, cellular component: membrane. Gene Ontology annotation, biological process: transmembrane transport.